Pezoporus occidentalis (night parrot) is the source of this 1547-nucleotide messenger RNA. It is a transcript of the gene MACIR, whose product is annotated as macrophage immunometabolism regulator. The record is from RefSeq and is a predicted model, not a curated record. Bases 96 to 719 code for a protein of 207 amino acids. The transcript has 2 exons. Lineage: Eukaryota; Metazoa; Chordata; Aves; Psittaciformes; Psittacidae. Gene Ontology annotation, biological process: negative regulation of cytokine production involved in inflammatory response; negative regulation of fibroblast migration.
GCGCAAAGCUCCUUUCUACCCGCCUCGCGGGGCGCAGGGCCCCUUGGUCGGUAGCGGCUGAGGAGGCAGUGCGGGAGGAUAGCGUUGUGUUUAAAAUGGAAGUUGACAUAAGUGGGGAGUCCAGAACUACCAUAUCCACCCUUCCUAUGCCUCUUGCAGAAGUGAGUCCUGUGGGCAGGAUGGAAGCAGAGAAGCCACGCUGUUCCAGUACCCCCUGCUCACCAAUGCGACGGACAGUUGCGGGAUAUCAAAUCCUGCACAUGGAUUCUAACUACCUGGUUGGCUUCACAACUGGAGAGGAGCUGCUAAAAUUAGCCCAGAAGUGUACAGGAAGUGAAGAGAAUAAAGGGGAAUCUGGGCCAAACUUGCACUCCAAACAGCUUGAUUCAGGACUUACACGUUCCUCCCGUUUGUACAAAACUAGAAGUAGGUACUAUCAGCCAUAUGAGAUCCCAGCAGUAAAUGGAAGGAGGAGGAGAAGGAUGCCGAGCUCAGGGGAUAAAUGCACUAAGGCUUUACCAUAUGAACCUUACAAGGCACUUCAUGGUCCCCUGCCUCUUUGCCUUUUAAAAGGUAAACGGGCUCAUUCGAAAUCCCUGGACUACCUCAAUUUAGACAAAAUGAGCAUUAAGGAACCUGCUGACACGGAAGUGCUACAAUACCAGCUCCAACACCUCAACCUCAGAGGGGACCGUAUGUUUGCAAGAAAUAGCACAUGAGCUAUCAUCAACUUGAAUUUAGAACCGAUUUCUAGUUAUUUCUGUUGCUGCAAAAAUCCACUGUUGUACUGUGUACAUGACUAUCCACAUUGUAUGUGGUUGUAUCAGCUAAAUGUUAUCAGAAAGUAAUAUAUUUGAAUAGAAUCUUGGAAAUGGCAAUGUGUUAAAAAUAUGUGGAGGGAGAAAUCUUUCCUAAGAAAGCAGCUUCUGACACAAAUUUGACUUCAACUGGUGGAUAUUUUCUUUGAACACCUUUUAACAAAAAAAAAAAACAACACCUUUUGAUUGUGGGGUUUGGGAUUGGUUUUUUGUUUUUUUUUUUUUUUUACAGUUUGAGCUGGUAUUUCCAGUAAUUUAACACUGAAAAAAUGGUGAUGUCUGCUUGGUUGUUGCUGAUUUUGGCCUGAUGUUAGAAACUGCUCUUGGAAAAGUGCUUAAGUUUAGGAGGUUUUUUGGUUUGACUUUCUGUUCCUGUAUUCUACAGUAAAACAUACGUAUUUAUUUUUUCUUUUCACAUGGAGAGGAAAAGUGAGCUUGGUUAAAUAAGAUCACUUCUGUUUAAACAAUUAAGUUCAAACAUUUUCAGACUGCACUUACAAUGGUGAUGAGGGUGAGAUUAACUCAGAGCAAACCUUUGCUACUUGAAUCCUAUUAAAUGAUUUUUUAUUUUUUUUUUGUUUGUUUGUUUGUUUCUGUGUGGAAGUAGUUGCUUUGCCUCCUCUGUUCUAUAUAAAACUUGUUCAGGAUAAGUAUUUGAGUCAUUAGAAAAAAAUCCUUUGGGGAGUAAAGAUUUUUUUUUUUGUAAGUGGGAUUUAUUUUUCACAUUGU